Molecule: messenger RNA, 1998 nt
Organism: Aureococcus anophagefferens
Lineage: Eukaryota; Pelagophyceae; Pelagomonadales; Pelagomonadaceae
Exons: 1
Cellular component (GO): microtubule; membrane; cytoplasm
Molecular function (GO): GTPase activity; microtubule binding; GTP binding
Source: RefSeq, a predicted model, not a curated record
ACGAUGGGUGUCAUCGAUGCGUCGGUCGUCGACACGCUGGGCCAGCUCCAGGCCCUCGCGCUCACGCUCGGGAGCGCCGCCCUCGAGCUCCCGCAGAUCGUCGUGCUCGGCUCGCAGUCGUCGGGCAAGUCGAGCGCCAUCGAGGCGCUCGUGGGCCUGAGCUUCCUGCCGCGCGGGUCCGGCAUCGUGACGCGGUGCCCCCUGCUGCUCCACCUGCGGCCGCGCGAGGCCGGCGACGGCCGGGGCGACUACGCCGUCUUCGGCCACCGGACGGACGUGUUCCACGACUUCGACGCGGUCCGGCGCGAGAUCGAGGACCGCACGGCGGCCGUCGCGGGGCCCGGCAAGGGCAUCUGCGGCACGCCCAUCGUGCUCCGCGUCCACGCGUCCGGCGCGCCGGCGCUGACGCUCGUGGACCUGCCCGGCGUCACGAAGGUGCCCGUGCGCGGCCAGCCCGACGACAUCGGCGACACGAUCCGCGCGCUCUGCCAGGCCUUCGCGGCGAACCCGCGGUCCAUCCUGCUCUGCGUGUCCGCGGCGACGCAGGACCUCGCGAACUCCGACGCGCUCCUGCUCGCGCGCGAGGCGGACCCCUCGGGCGCGCGGACCAUCGGCGUCCUCACCAAGGUCGACGCGAUGGAGGACGGCACGGACUGCGCGCCGACGCUCCGCAACGAGCUGCUGCCGCUCAAACUGGGCUACGUCGCCAUCGUCUGCCGCGGCCAGCGGGACCUGGACCGGGGCCUGUCGUUAAGCGAGAGCCGCGCGAAGGAGCGCGCGUUCUUCGCGGCGAAACCGGCCUACGCCGACGUGCCCGCGGCGUGCGGCGUGCCGCGCCUCGCGGCGAAGCUGUCCGCGCUCCUCGUCGCGGCGACGGUCGACGCCGUGCCCGCGCUGCGCCGAGAGUGCGGCCGCCACCUCGCCAUCGCCGAGGCCGAGGUGGCGCGGCUCGGGGGCGACGAGCCGGACGGCGGCGGCGACGCGGGCCGCGACUGCCUGGAGGCGGUGCUGGGCUACGCGCAGGCCUACGUGGCCCUCGUGCGCGACGGCGCCGCCGACGACGCCCUGGGCGCGCCGGGGAGCGCCGGGUCCGGCGCCGCGCGCGUCGCGUUCGUCUUCGAGCGCGUCUUCUCGGCGUCGCUCGAGAAGGUCGACGCGUUGGACGGCGUGAGCGACGACGACGUCCGCGACGCGCUCGCGGCGACGCGGGGCGCCGCGCCGGCGCUCUUCGCCCCGGAGAAGGCCUUCUACUACGUCGUCCGCCAGCAGAUCGGGCGCCUGCGGGAGCCGGGGCUCGCGUGCGUGGCGCUCGUCUGCGACGAGCUCGCGGCGUGCGCGCGGCGCGUCGGCGACGCGGCGCCGCGGUGCGGCCCGCGGCGCGUCGCGGCGCGGCGCCUCGCGCGCGCGCCGAAGCUCAAGGCCGCGAUCCUCGACGCCGUCGCGGGCGUCGUCGGCGCCGCGCGCGCGCCCGCGCUGGCGAAAGUCGAGGAUCUCGUCGACAUGGAGCUCGCGCACGUGAACACGCGCCACCCGGACUUCCGCUCGGCCCUCGGCGACUUCACGGUGUCCAUCGGCGCCCUCGUCGGCGGCGGCGGCGGCUUCUCCGACGACGAGGACGAGGAAGCGGUGGAGGCGCCGCCGCCCGCCGCGGAGAAGACGCCCGACGCGCCGCGCGGCUGGUUCGGCGCGCUCACGGACGCGACGCCGCCCAAGCCGGCGCCGCGCCGCGACCGCCGCGAGUCCUUCGUGCUCCGCGACGCGCCGCGGCGCGGCGGCGCGCCGAAGCCGCGGCGGCCGAAGAAGCUCGACGCGUCCUCCGAAGUCGACGCCGUCAAGGCGCUCGUCCGCGCGUACUUCUCCGUCGUCCGCAAGACCUUCUGCGACCUCGUGCCCAAGAUCGUCAUGACCCACGUCGUCGGUAAGGUCGAGGCGACGCUCCAGACGACGCUCAUGGCCGACGUCUACGCGGGAGGGGACCACGCCGCGCUCCUCGCGGAG